AUGAGAGGAUUUGUUCCUUUGUACCUAGGUAUUGAAAGCCUGACAAGGGAAGAUAUAAUAAACAACCAUACCAGACCGUUAGCAAAGUCUUUGUUUAACGCGAACAAUGGACAGCUGAUACUCGUUCUUGAUGGCACAUACGUAUACAUCCAAAAGAGCAACAACUUCAGCUUUCAAAGACGUACUUAUUCAAUGCACAAAGGUCGUCCCUUAGUUAAGCCCAUGGUUAUAGUAACGACAACAGGAUAUUUUGUCACUAUCAUGGGCCCUUACUUUGCUGAUUCAAAAAAUAAUGAUGCGUCCAUUCUAAAUCAUAUGUUAAAAACAAAUACAGAGGAAAUCAGAAACUUUGUACAAGAAGAUGAUGUAUUUGUAGUUGAUAGGGGUUUUCGGGAUUCCCUGUCACUUCUGGAGGAUUUAGGUAUUAGAGCUGAGAUGCCGUCUUUUAUCAAUAAAGGUCAGAAGCAGAUGCCUUGUGAAGAUGCAAACAACAGUAGAUUUGUUACAAAGAUUCGAUGGGUGGUUGAAUCAGCAAAUGCCCGAAUUAAAAGUUGGAAGUAUUUCAAUUACGUUCUGCCAACUAAUCAAAUUCCAUACAUUGGAGACUACCUGAGAAUAGUAUGUGCGCUUUCAAAUAAGUAUUUCCAGCCACUAUGCUCUCCUCACAGUGAAGAUGGUGACACUCGUUUGGCUUCGAGGAUGCUGUCAUUAUCAUCUGGUGGUAACACUUUGAAGUCUUAUGUUGAAGCAAAUAAUCUUGAAAGAAGGUCUGCACUCUGGAAACCGGUAAGUGAUGUUGUACUUGACAAUUUUCCGAGGUUCACCGAGGAGCAACUACGCUCAUUGACAUGUGGCGUAUAUCAACUGAAAAUGUCUUCGAGCUACAUACAAGAGCAUUUAGAUGGCAACUGUGAUAUACAGGUACAUGCAGACGACAAUGACUUGUUACGCGUUUGGAUUCAAAGUCGUCAUACGUCGUCAAGGAAAUAUCUUCUAUGGAUCAGAUAUUCGUUGUCUGAUAUUAUUGCAUGGUACUGUAAAUGUCGUGCCGGAGAACGUGUUGUCGGCAUGUGUUCUCACAUUGCCUCUGUUGUUUGGUAUCUUAGUUAUGCGCGACAUUUAGAGAGUAACAUUUAUGGUGUUCAAAACUGGGGAGAAUAUCUCGCUGAUGCUAGCAAAAUACCAGAGCCAAUAGAUUUGUCAGAUUCAGAAAGUGAAGCCAGUAUUAUAGAAGAGUGACUGUUUAUACGGUGCUAGAUAAAUAUGUUACAAUUUGUUGUAAAAGUAUAGAUAUUGUAAGACAGUAAGAUUUUUACGACAGAAGUGUCAUAGUUAGACGUAUUACAUUUGUUUAUUUUCGGUUAUCGUUUCAACAUUCUUACAUGUACACUGUUGUAUUUACGUCAUUUGCAUUUGGCAAUUAUAAAAAUGGUGACGUUUUGACUGAUUCAAAUUAAUAUGUUUCUGACUGAUUCAAAUUAAUAUGUUGUAAAUGGAAACUCUUGUUGUCUGUUAUAUCUGUAUUAAAAACAAUUUUGCAGAAUUCAAAAAACGUUCAUUUAUGACCGAUAAUCAUCGGCCGUUCUACAUAUUAUGUAGAGAUUGAAUCUAAGUAAUUCUAUGUCCUAUUUGGUUAAGAUUUUAUUUAAGCUUGUUGGAUUGAAACUUCACUCACAUGUUCAUUGUGAUGAGACGACAUGCAAUUUUCAAAUUGGAUAACUCCGUUUCACUUCUUUAAACAGUUAUCUCCAUUUUCAACUACCGUUUUCAUAAGUGAUACGGUUUUUGAACAGCCAAACGUUGCAAGUUGUUUAUGAAUAUUUAUUAAUGUAAUUGUUGUAGCAUGCAUAGUAUACUUGUAUUCCUGGAUUUUAUUUCAGCAAACGCUUAUAAAAUCAGAAAGAAAACAUAAGCGUCGGUCGUUAAAGAGGAAACUGCAUUUUUUUCUGAUAUCCCUAAGAUAUAUCAAUUCUAAAGCGUAUCCGAAGUUAUUUCGUAAACAUCCAGUCAUUGCGAUAGAGCUUGUUUAUUAGUCAUCUGGAACUAUUUUAAGUACUUUUGCACUGAUUUAGAUAUUGCAAACUUUGUUGGCGAUCGUAAUUUUGCGGUUUCCGGUUCAGGCGGUAACAAGGCUCUGUCCAUAUGCCACUUAAACAGUUUCGAACGCGUUGAA
Mercenaria mercenaria is the source of this 2173-nucleotide messenger RNA. RefSeq lists its product as uncharacterized. NCBI's taxonomy places the organism in Eukaryota, Metazoa, Mollusca, Bivalvia, Venerida, Veneridae. The transcript has 2 exons. The coding region runs from base 1 to 1239 and encodes 412 amino acids. The record is from RefSeq and is a predicted model, not a curated record.